This is a messenger RNA of Episyrphus balteatus (marmalade hoverfly), 775 nucleotides long. RefSeq lists its product as uncharacterized. The coding region runs from base 148 to 729 and encodes 193 amino acids. The transcript is spliced from 3 exons. The record is from RefSeq and is a predicted model, not a curated record. NCBI's taxonomy places the organism in Eukaryota, Metazoa, Arthropoda, Insecta, Diptera, Syrphidae.
GUUUUAUCAAAUUUAAUUUGUCAAAAAUUCCCUCAUAUAAAUAGUUUAAAACUUAACUGAGGUAGGUUAUUGUUGAUUCAGUAUUAAAUAGAAGAUUGAUCAAGGAACUUCUCCAUCUCGGUUGGAAUUGAAAUUAAAAAUUUCAAAAUGUCUAUCAUUAAAUUGUUCAUCCUUGUGGUGUGUGUUUUGGGAUGUACAAAUUCCCAGUUCGGUUUUUCAAAAAUGGUACCAAUACCAACACGGCCACCAGGAAGAGUACCAUUUGCACAGGCACCAGUACCAGUACCAGAUCCAACCCAAUUUAGCAUUUCCGAAUCAGCACCAAUACCACUACUGCCACCAGAAUUGGACCUCCUUAAUUUUCCAGCGGCAAUACCAGAAUUGCCAAUUCUUAUAAUGAGUAUGGAGCCAGUGGAUACAUUUGUCAAACAACUUCUUGAUAUAAUGACAAAAACAAUCUUGUUUUUGGAAUACAAUGGAGUCCCAACAAGAGAAAGUUAUCGCAAGAAUUACACAUCAGAAGAUGGCUCCUAUCAUGAAGAAGUUGGUAUACUUACAAAUCCAGACACUCCAAAGCAGGAACUUGUUGUUAUGGGUGCCGACAGUUACAAUGAUGGAGAGACUGAAACAACCACAAUGUAUACGACUGACAAGAAUGGAUACAAGCCUAGAGUACAAACAAAAAGACGUGGAAUAUCACCAAAACUACGUUCAAAUAUGGUUGGAUAAAUUAUUGAAUAAAUAAAAAUUAACUAAGCCAAUUUGGUUACAAUAA